This is a messenger RNA of Fragaria vesca subsp. vesca, 741 nucleotides long. RefSeq names its product vesicle-associated membrane protein 724-like. Gene Ontology annotation, cellular component: membrane. Bases 76 to 741 code for a protein of 221 amino acids. NCBI's taxonomy places the organism in Eukaryota, Viridiplantae, Streptophyta, Magnoliopsida, Rosales, Rosaceae. Gene Ontology annotation, biological process: vesicle-mediated transport. The transcript has 5 exons. The record is from RefSeq and is a predicted model, not a curated record.
AACAAGAUUUGCCAACCAACUAGCUCUCCUUGUCUGUCUCUCAGUUCCAGUUCCGAGGUGACUCAGCUGAGGCCAAUGAGUCAGGAAUCGUUCAUAUACAGCUUCGUGGCCAGAGGCAUAAUGAUCUUGGCCGAGUACACCGAGUUCACCGGAAACUUCCCGGCGAUUGCAGCUCAGUGCCUUCAGAGACUGCCCUCCACCAACAACAAGUUCACUUACAACUGCGAUCACCACACCUUCAAUUUUCUAGUUGAAGAUGGCUACGCGUACUGUGUGGUUGCGAAGGACUCAGUUGGCAAACAGAUAUCUAUAGCAUUUCUAGAACGAGUGAAGGCCGACUUUAGGAAAAGAUAUGGGGGUGGUAAAGCAGAUACAGCUAUCGCUAAAAGUCUUAACAAGGAAUUUGGACCAAUAAUGAAAGAGCACAUGAAGUAUAUAAUUGAUCACGCAGAAGAGAUUGAAAAGCUAUUGAAAGUGAAGGCGCAAGUUUCAGAAGUCAAAAGCAUAAUGUUAGAGAAUAUUGACAAGGCUAUUGAUAGAGGGGAAAACCUUACUGUUCUUGUUGACAAGACUGAAACCCUUCGUUCUCAGGCCCAAGAUUACAAAAAUAAAGGGACACAAAUGAGAAGGAAGCUGUGGUACCAAAACAUGAAAAUAAAGUUGGUGGUUUUUGGAAUCUUGUUACUUCUGAUCUUGGUUAUCUGGCUUUCUAUUUGUCAUGGAUUUGACUGCACAAACUAG